AGUUUUAACCGCAGGCUGAGUCGACAGCAGCAGUCGCGACCCGAACGAGCGAACAAACGACAGCCUACCCGGACAGGAUGACGCGCGCGGCCAUCUUGUUGUCGCUGCUGCUGGCGGCGGGCGCCGCGCAUGCGCAGCAGCUGGAUAGUGAAGAGGGGGAGGAGGAAGACCAGCGAGACGCGCGCCAGGCGGGCGGCUACUAUACGUCACUGCCCCAGCAGUCCAGGUCGCCAUCCAGGUUCAACUACCGGCCGGACGACGACGAGGCGCUGUCGCGCAACACGGUGGCCCCGUCGCCCGCCCCCGCGCUGCUGUCGGGGCAGUCGGCCUACCGCCCCCGGGGGCAGGCGCCGCUCGACUCCGCCGCCCAGCAGCAGAGGCCGCAGCCGCAGCUGCGCCGCCCCCCGCCCCCCGCCCAGACGCAGCAGCAGCUGCUGCAGGAGGAGCAGCUGCGGGCCGAAGAGGAGCUGGAGGAGGAGAAGCCGGACCGACUGACGCUGCUGCUGCCGCAGUCCAAGUUCGACUGCGCCGGCAAGACCGGCUACUACGCCGACGACGGCCUCAACUGCGAGGUGUUCCACUACUGCCAGGACAACCAGCGCCACUCGUGGAUCUGCCCCGAGGGCUUCCUCUUCCACCAGGUACACCUGAUAUGCAUGCCGCCGAGCGGCGACAACAUCUGCAAGCAGUCGACGCAGUACCACUUCGUCAACGACUACCUGUACCGGCCCAUCAACACGGAGGAGGCGCAGAGCCGGCCCAACGUAACGCUGCGCUACUCGGACCGCUACUACCCGGACAACUACUACGAGAACCUCGAGGAGCAGCCGCAGCCCCAGCAGCCGCAGCAGCAAGUGGUUUACACGCAGCCGUCGCCGCUGCCGCAGAGGAUACCCCUGCAGACGGUGGCCCCGCAGCGCGCGAGACCCCUGCACGUGCAGGCGGUGCAGAGGCCGGUGCAGCUGUCCCUCCAGCCGACGCCCCGCCUCCCCCAGGUGGUGUCCCAACAGCAGCUGAGGCCCCAGCCCACGCAGCAGCAGCAGCUGAGGCCCCAGCCGCCGACGCAGCAGGUGUUCCGCUCCCCCGAGGAGGUCAACAUCCCCCUCCAGCACCGCCGGCCGGCGCCCACCACGCCGCAGCCGCCCAGGACCUACCAGCCCGUCAACGAGGACGAGGAGGACUACGACUACGACGACCCACCGUUCAGGGGCUGAGCGGGAGAUAACCCCCCCCCCCCCACCCCCUUUCCCAUCUGUACACCAGCGUUCCCAUUCCACCAACUUCAUUCUGGCCGGCGCGGCGUCGGUAGACACCGCCGGCGCGUUCCGGAGCAGCCUGCCGCGCAAUGGGGCUCGCCGCCAUCUUGAACUCAUCGCCGCCAUCUUGGAAUUCUAGCCGCCAUCUUGAAUUUUAGAAAUUUUUUUUUCAAAACAUCUCGCAGUGCAUGUUUAUAAACUUUCAUAUUUUUUUAAAAGCCCUCCAAAGCCUCGAAACGUUCUUAUGCACUGAGCGUUCACUCGACCAAUUUUCGACUUUUUAGUUUUCAAGCGCUCUCAAGACAUCUUAUCCGAUACAUAAUAUAAAUAUGAUUAAAAAAAAAUCCAUUCUAAGCUCACGCUCUAGAAUCCGAGUAGAAAGCAACAAUAUCACCUACCACCAGAUUUCUGUCAUUUUAAUUUUUUUAAAUUUUUUCGAAACAUCUGAAAAAUUUCGCGGUUUAAAUGACCUUCAGGAUAGACUCCACAGACCUCUGCAUACUAGGAUAAAUGCCACCUUUUGAUUGACUCUUGACUCGCGAGAAUUCUCAACUGGGUGGCCUGUGAUUUGAUUCUUCCUUGGUUGAGGCCCAGUGUCCUUCUCGUGAACUGUGAACCAACAGCAAAAAAAACACAGAGGUGAAGUUGCUUGAAUUUUAACCUAUCACGAACUGAAUCCACGAAUUUUUUUUUCGGUUCUACUUAUAGUUUAUAUUAAAACCAUUAAUUUUUAUUGUUACCUGCCGAACAUGCAUAUUAAAGUGCAGACGAGACACGUUGGAAAAACCUCCUGUACGGGGACUUAACCGAUUAUCAUCAAAAUAAUGAAGAAACUAAAUUAAUAUUGGAGCAUAGUAAGUCUGCUUCUAUCUCCUAGGUGAACUACAAGCAGGAUAAUGAUGACAGAAAGUAAAGUAAUUAACACGGUAAAUAUUAUCGUUAAGUCAUUAGAAACUUUAUUUCAACAGUCAACAUUUUGAUUCCGUAUUGGUGAGAUUAAAAGGACGAAUUAGUUGUGGCAAAACAUCCAGCUAAUGUAUAAACGUAUUCUGUAGUAUGUGAGGUCCUGUGCAGUCUCUCACGAUGUCAGUGACUAUGUACUUCAGAUCUAGAUAAUUCUAGAGUUUCAAGAUGGUGGAUAAUAACAUAGCUCAAGAGGGAGUCCUUGCUGUCUCAUGCAUGCUGCUCGAAACUGAAAAUGCCAAACAUAAUUUGUUGCUCGAUUAGGAUAUUAGGUUAUUUCGCCCGAUUCGUUGGUUACUACUGCGAAAUAAAUGCUUGUGUUAUACUGACAAGUAUCGAUGCAAGCGGUUUGUUAUAAAUAUUUUUUUUUUGCAAUCACUUAGAUUACCUAAGUUAUCGCAGUUUUGUUUUACUAUUUCGUCUUUUGGCAACGAGUAUUACUUGUAUUUGACGUAAAAAAAAAUGCUGACUGGGCCUGCACUUGAAAAAAUAUACUUGAGUAAUUAAAAUUGGUUUUACAAAAUGAUGCAGCAUUGUUGCCUAGAGCAUGCUCUCAACUAAUGUGUCCAUUUUCGAAACCAACUUAUAAUAUGCCAUUUUCCUUAUAAGACUGCCAAUGAACUAAAUUUGUUCUCAUGUUGAACUCUCUAACACAGCAUGGCAAAUGAAUUACGGACAUAAGACAUUUUGGGGAAUUAAUUUUUGCUAGUCAUAUAUUAAAUGCCUCAAAAGAAAAAAAACUUCUUAGUUAACAUUUCUUGUUUUUAAUACGUUUUCACGAGUCAUUUAUCAAAUUCUAUAAUGUUCUAAAUGACUAAUUUUUGUGCGAGCAUACUAAUUAUGUAGCAUUUAUUGUUACGUACGAAAAAUAAAAAUCUUGCCACUUUCAUAAUUUAACGGCCUUUAAUAGUUAAAGAAUAUAUCAUAUUCCAAAAUACUCAAAUGAUAAAAAAAAGACAUUAUAAAUGAAAUUAUUGCUUCAAAUAUUACAGUCGUACACUCCUAUGGCCAACAUUUGUUGAAUAAUGUCUACGUUAUACGAUGGAAAAAAAAAAGGCCUUGAAAAAUGUGAAAACUUAUUGUGUAAUGUAUGUGAUAUUUUAUGUAAAUAAACAAAUAUAACGAAGAACAAA
Messenger RNA from Bacillus rossius redtenbacheri, 3352 nucleotides. RefSeq lists its product as uncharacterized. Lineage: Eukaryota; Metazoa; Arthropoda; Insecta; Phasmatodea; Bacillidae. The record is from RefSeq and is a predicted model, not a curated record. Gene Ontology annotation, cellular component: extracellular region. Gene Ontology annotation, molecular function: chitin binding. The transcript has 6 exons. Bases 78 to 1214 code for a protein of 378 amino acids.